Molecule: messenger RNA, 1804 nt
Organism: Acomys russatus (golden spiny mouse)
Lineage: Eukaryota; Metazoa; Chordata; Mammalia; Rodentia; Muridae
Gene: Tor1a
Product: torsin family 1 member A
Exons: 5
Coding region: 58-1059 (333 amino acids)
Biological process (GO): protein localization to nucleus; nuclear membrane organization
Cellular component (GO): nuclear envelope; endoplasmic reticulum lumen; endoplasmic reticulum
Molecular function (GO): kinesin binding; ATP hydrolysis activity; ATP binding
Source: RefSeq, a predicted model, not a curated record
UUAGUCGGUGCGCGGGCACGGUGGACGCUGGGACGCGCAAGCCGCGCGGGUCCGGGCAUGAAGCUGGGCCGGGCCGCUGUGGCCCUGCUGCUGCUGGCUCCGUGCUUAGUUCGUGCGGUGGAGCCCAUUAGCCUGGGCCUAGCCCUGGCUGGCGUACUCACAGGCUACAUCUCCUACCCGCGCCUCUACUGCCUUUUCGCUGAGUGCUGCGGACAGAAGCGGAGCCUCAGCCGGGAGGCGCUGCAGAAAGAUCUGGAUAACAAGCUCUUCGGACAGCAUCUUGCAAAAAAAGUCAUCUUAAACGCUGUGUCUGGUUUCCUAAGCAACCCGAAGCCCAAGAAGCCCCUUACCCUCUCCCUCCACGGCUGGACAGGCACCGGCAAAAACUUCGCCAGCAAGAUCAUCGCAGAGAAUAUUUACGAGGGUGGACUAAACAGUGACUAUGUGCACCUGUUUGUGGCCACGCUGCACUUCCCCCACGCCUCAAACAUCACCCUGUAUAAGGACCAGUUACAGAUGUGGAUUCGAGGGAACGUGAGCGCCUGUGCUCGGUCCAUCUUCAUCUUUGACGAGAUGGACAAGAUGCACGCCGGCCUCAUCGACGCCAUCAAGCCUUUCCUAGACUAUUAUGAUGUGGUAGAUGAGGUCUCCUAUCAGAAGGCCAUCUUCAUCUUCCUCAGCAAUGCGGGGGCAGAGCGGAUCACAGAUGUGGCUUUGGAUUUCUGGAGAAGCGGGAGACAGAGAGAGGAAAUCAAGCUCCGAGACAUGGAGCAUGCCCUGGCUGUGUCGGUCUUCAAUAACAAGAACAGUGGCUUCUGGCACAGCAGCCUCAUCGACCGGAACCUCAUUGAUUAUUUUGUCCCCUUCCUGCCCCUGGAGUACAAGCACCUGAAAAUGUGCAUCAGAGUUGAGAUGCAGUCCCGUGGCUACGAAGAAGAUGAGGACAUCAUAAGCAAGGUGGCUGAAGAGAUGACAUUCUUCCCCAAGGAGGAGAGAGUCUUCUCCGACAAGGGCUGCAAGACUGUGUUCACCAAGCUGGACUACUACCUGGACGACUGAGGCCAGCUGCCCGGCACGCUGCAGGUCCACUCCUCGCCCAGGGAGACGCUCGGACACUUCCUGCUGAGGUUCCCAGGAAUUCCCUCAGGGACUGUUUCUGCUCCUCGACACCUGCAGGUGGCCAUGCUGUAGGGACCACAGACACAGAAGCAACAUGGACCCAAAGCUGCUGGGGCCUCUGGAGAGGGUGAAUCGAGCUCCCAGCCUGCCCAUUCUAGGCUCAUGAUUUUUUAAAAAUUAUGUUUUAAUUUCACGUGUUUCUGUUUUGAGGCAGGACAAGAAGGUUUUACUGCAAAUGUGAUAACUUUAUUUAAAAUGGUUUUUAAUAUUAUGAGAGGCCUUUCAGCUGUUGGCUCUGUGUGUCUUUUGAAGCUGUCAGGCUGACAUCACCAGUGUUUAUGCUGCAGAAGCCCAAGCACGGACACCUGCUGCAUCAGUGGCAUCUCAGGGACAAGGGACUGUCCCCAGGGAGCUGAAGGCAGCCCUGCCAGGGGCCAUGCAGUGGUUAGGUGAGCCUGGACCACAAAUGUGCCCGAUUGCUCGUCCCUGGACUCCAUAGUAUAGUAAGACAAAGCAGCUCAGCAUCACUGUGAUGUCAGGCAGGGCGGAGCUCUGGGUAGCCUUGUUUUAUGCAACACAUGAAUGCCUGCCAAGGGGCCGGGCUUCUCCUGUAGGUGUGGUAGCUGUUCAGGGCACUCACAGGGCCUGUGUUCAAAACUAGGUCAACGGCUGGCAGGGCCACCCU